Brienomyrus brachyistius is the source of this 3150-nucleotide messenger RNA. RefSeq names its product protocadherin-15-like. Gene Ontology annotation, molecular function: calcium ion binding. The record is from RefSeq and is a predicted model, not a curated record. Lineage: Eukaryota; Metazoa; Chordata; Actinopteri; Osteoglossiformes; Mormyridae. Bases 268 to 3150 code for a protein of 960 amino acids. The transcript has 21 exons. Gene Ontology annotation, cellular component: stereocilium; plasma membrane. Gene Ontology annotation, biological process: homophilic cell-cell adhesion; sensory perception of sound; inner ear development.
GAGGUUAACAUAGCUCUAGUUACCAAGGAGUAUCGGGUCUCAGCAACAGCAGUCCAACAGAGGAGCUGGAAACAUGUUAAAGAAGUAUAUAUUGUACCGUAAAGGAACAUUUUGGAAGUCGUGUGUCUGCUUGGGAUUUGUCAUGUAUUUAGUUCAUAGGAAGUUAAAAUUGUACAGUAUUUUUUCACUUUUCAUUUGCUGAAUGUGACACCGGUGGUUUAAAGAUUUUACAGAGAGAGGAAGGCCCAUUAUAUCGUUUGAUAUAAAAUGCAACAGAGGUUGGGGCUCUUCAGCUGUCUGAGGACUGGAUUUACAUUCUUUUGUUUGUUUACCUUCAGUUGGUCUCAGCAACAUAAUAGUGAAGAAUGUAAAUUAUCAAGGACAGGCCCCCCUGCCACAAUAGUUACAAUUGAUGAGGAAAGUCGAAAUGGGACUGUGCUGGUUGAAAAUAUGCAAAUAAAUGGGAGAACUAAAGACCCUGGCAGAACAAUUUCAUUAUCUUUACUUAACAACUAUGACUACUGGGUUAUUUUGGAUCCAUCAAUACAAAGAUUACAUUUAAACAGUACAGGGCGAGUUCUUGACAGAGAUCCACCCUUCAACAUCCACUCUAUAGUGGUCCAGAUUCAAUGUAUCAACGAAAUAGUUGGCACUGUAAUUCUACAUGAAGUGCGGAUUGUUGUGAGGGAUCGCAAUGACAAUGCCCCUCGCUUCCAGCGGCUCCGCUAUUCUAUAGCAAUAAAUGAGCUUACUCCAGUUGGAACAACCAUUUUUACUGGCUUAUCUGGAAACGGUGGAGCCAUUGAUAUUGAUGAUGGACCAAAUGGACAAGUGGAAUAUCAAAUUAGAUAUAAUCCGAAUGAUCCAGAGUCACACAGAAUGUUCAGCAUUCCACUUGCUGUCUCUGGGUCUGUCAUCUUGAGGGGAAGACUCAACUAUGAAGAAAAAACUCGCUACUUGGUUCUUAUUGAGGCUAAUGAUCGUGCACCUUAUCCAGGUGACAAGCAGACUGCCACAACUACUUUGACGGUAGAUGUGCUGGAUGGGGAUGAUCUAGGCCCAAUGUUUCUUCCCUGUACUCCAGUAAACAGCACCGAUGAUUGUAGACCCUUGAUGUACAAAGCAGCUGUUUCAGAGCUCACUGACCCAGGACGAAUUAACCCAAUUCAAGUCACUCCCACCAUCAAAGCUGUUGAUCAAGAUCAAAACAUUCAGCCUCCAUCUGAUCGACCUGGAAUUAUUUACUCGAUCCUCGUUGGUAAACCAGCAACAUUUGCAGAGUACUUCACAUUAAACAGAACAACAGCCGAACUCCGACUUCUGAAACCGAUCAACAGAGAUCUGUAUCAAGCGUUUGACUUGAUAAUUAAGGCAGAACAAGACAAUCGACACCCCCUACCUGCUUUUGCUAAUUUGUAUAUUGAGGUCCUAGAGGAAAACAAUCAGGCCCCAUACUUUCAAAUAUCCACUUAUCAAGGAUUCGUCAUUGAGUCGGCACCGGUUGGCACCACAAUAUCCAGCAAUGCUAAUUUUACUGCUCCCCUCAGCAUUAUUGCCCUCGAUAAGGACGUUGAGGAAACAAAAGAUCCCAUGUUGAAAAUAUCCUUGAGCAAGUAUAACAAUGUAUUCAGAAUCACACCAUCAGGAAUCACUCGCUACUUGACACUGUUGAUUCCAGUAGACCGAGAAGAACAAAUGACUUACUCUUUUAUGAUGGUGGCCUCUGAUGGAGUUAUGGAAAGUCCAGAAGUCACAGUUAACAUCAUAGUGAUUGACGCUAAUGAUAAUACUCCAGCUUUUACAAGCAUCUCCUACAGUGCAAAUGUUUAUACUAACAUGCAGCCUGGAGAUCCAGUAUUGCAGGUAACAGCUCGUGAUAUAGAUGACGGUCUUAAUGGACUGAUAACUUACGAGAUCAUAGCUGGCAGUCAGGGACACUUCACCAUCAAUAACUAUUCAGGAUUGAUCCAUGUGGCACGAGAAGCCAGACUUACUGUGGGCCAGUCCUAUGCCCUGACUGUGAAAGCAUCAGACAAUGCACCUGAGCUGCAAAAAAGGAGCUCUAUCACCACAGUGUACCUUGAAGUUCUUCCACCCAACAAUCAGAGUUCACCAGUUUUUAUGCUCUCUGUAUAUAGCCUUGAGGUCAGUGAAGCUAUGAGGAUUGGAGCUGUUCUGCUUAAUCUGCAGGCAACAGAUCGUGAAAAGGACCCAAUUACUUACCGUCUUAUGAGUGGAGAUCCCCAGAAUGUAUUUAACCUUUCAAGAAAUUUAGGUUUGCUAUUCUUGGAAAAACCUCUUGACAGGGAAACCACAGAUCAGUACAUCCUGACGGUUACUGCUUCCGAUGGGCAUCCAAAUGGAAUCUCAACAGCAACUGUGACCAUAAUGGUUACUGAUGUGAAUGAUAACGACCCUGUUUUUGAUCCACUUCUGCCAAAAAACUUUACUGUCCAAGAGGAAGAUGGAAAUGCCUUUGUGGGUCAGGUAAAGGCCACCGAUAAAGAUUUAGGGGUCAAUGGACGGGUCAACUACAGAGUAAUGCACCCUGCUGGCUUCUUCAGAAUCAAUAGCAAUGGUAGUAUCUUCACCUCAAUUCCCUUGGACCGUGAGAUCAGGAGUCAAUACGACCUGAUUGUGGAAGCCUUUGACGGUGCAUCAGAUCCUCGCCGGACAACCACCACACUAUCUGUUGAAAUCCUGGACGUAGAUGAUAACAGCCCUGUGUUCUCGCAAACAUCUUACAUUGUAAAUCUUCCCGAGAACAGUCUCGUGGGGACAGUCUUCCUGCAGCUCAGCGCUGAAGAUGCUGACCUUGACUCCAACAUCACAUACUACAUUCAAACAGAUGAGGCUAGACAGCUCUUUGAUAUUCAUCCAGUGACAGGCCACCUGUCAGUUCGGCAAGUACUGGAUUUUGAGAACCUUUCUGUAUCUGGAACUACGUACACUUUUGUAGUGGAGGCUUUGAACCACAAAGGGAAGAUGCCUCCUGGGCUAUGUACUGUCACGGUCAAAAUAACAGAUUUGAAUGAUUACGCGCCGGUGUUCAGCCAGGCUUUGUACCGUGUGAUGGUGUCCCCAACAGCAGAGAAGGGAACGUAUGUCACCACAGUCUUUGCCGAAGAUGAAGACCCUCCUGUGAGUUGA